AUGCAUACCGCCGCCCUUCGACAAGCCAGCACGCCAUCGACUUGUCCCCCUGGCACCGCCGAUGACGGCCUCGGCAGUAGCCGCGUCCACAACGGCGGUAGUAGCGACAGAUGUGCGUCAGCACCUCCUAGGAGCGGCAACAGCGCCGGGGCGACGCCGCGGCCGCUGUCAUCGCCGCCGAGCGAGAGCCCCGAGGUGCGCUUCUACGAUACGUUCCUCUUGUCCAAUGUCGACCUACACCUGAUCCUCCUCGAGGAGGCGCAUUACAAGCAUGGCGUGUGGCUCAAUGUGCCACCGCAGCUCGCGCCAUCCAUUCCGGACAUGGGCCCGCCCGCUGUGCCAGAGCCCCUCUACCCAACCACACAGCAGGCACGACUAGCGGCCAUGGCGACAGCCUUGGCGGCAGCUCAGGCGAAGGGUAAAUGUGGCCCAAAGGCCAGCAGCCGCGGCACGACCGAUGCGGAGCUCAUAAGGGAGCCCACAUGCCUUGCCUACCGCCCAACCCACGGCCCGCCGCCCUUCUCCACGACUGGCACGAGCUCGCUAUGGAUUUCGGAGCAAAGGCUGGGGGCCACCGGAGCAGCCAGCUCCCCCCCUGCAGGCGACGCCGUCGCCAGUGCCUUCGCCUCAGUAGCGUCUCCAACGACCGCCUCGGCGGUCGAGGGGUGUGUGGCAGAGGGCGCCGCGCAGACGGGAGUACACACAGUCGCCAUUCGCGGCCCGGUGGACGCGUCACUGCUGUACCACUGCAGUGAGUGUGGCCGUCCCUUUAGAAGGCGCCAGGCGGCAGAGCUGCACGUGCAGCAGCGCCACGAGCAGCACGGAAGCAGCGCAGCUGUGGUGGAGGGCCCGGGGCCCGGUGAGGUCCUCGGGUACGAGGAGAGGCCUCUUUCCGUAGCCACCACGGCGGCCACGAAGACUGCAGCUGCAGCGUGCCAGCAAAGUAUUUUGCCGAGGAAAUGCGCGGAAGAGGCGAGUGGAGAGGACGCCGGCGGUGGUCACGUCACGGCUGGGAAGGGUGUCGCCGACGCCUCGGGUGCUGGCAGGCUUUCUGGCUCUGAUCGCAGUGCUGCCUACUGUUCGCCCCCGCGCGUAGAGCUCCCGGGGGACGCGCUCAUCGACAGCCUUCUCGAGGACGUCUGGGACGACGUGGGGCUAACACGGGACGACAUCGACAAACCAGCGGACCUCCCCACAGGACGGGCUGGUCUCCAGCAACACCCCAAGCAGGCCUACAGCAGCUGUCAUGGCCGAUUUUUCAUUCCUAGUGUGCUCUUCGUGGAAGGCACCGCCGACAACCGCGCUGAGCUGGAGGCAGCCGCGGCGGCGCGACCUGUCGCACGAGCCACACCAGAGGGCGCAGCGCCAGGCAUCAAACGUCGGCCUUCGUCUGUGUCGUCGGUGUUGUCAUCGUCCACGAUCGCCGCUCGGCUGCUGCUAGCGCAGCAGCGCAACGCCGACGGCACUCUCGGAGCUGGCGGCGACAGCGCUGCCAUCGGUCGGGGCAUCGGCGGUGGGACUCUUGGCGCGGCGCCAACCGCGCAGGAGUUGUCUAUAGCGGAGCUCAGCCGUCACUACCCUAACCCCUUUGGUGACAGCCCCAAUGCUACCCUGAUGGAGUCGGAGAGGGAGCCGAUCAACCCAUUCAUCGACCUCGAGGGUAAGGCAGCUGCGGUCGACGCUUCGCAGAAGGCUUCUUGCGACGCCGUUACCCAGUCGGGUGCGGCGCCCGAUAGCACCGCUGACGAAGCUGUCUUGGCCCCAGUCACGGAGGAGAUGGAGUGGCUGUCGCGGUGGGCAGCGAGGCCGUAUGCAUGCCCGCUGUGCCAGCGGCGCGCCUUACCGGAUGUGAUGAGGAUCAUGGCGCCGCUGCUACCCUCGUCGCUAAGGGCAGACAUCGAUGCGACCACCUCCGGUACGCUGACCGCUGGCGCCUACGGUGACGAUCGAGGAGCGAGUUGGUGCCCGGAGUCUGGUUCGAAGCUAGCCACUGCUGCUGCUGCUGCUGCGGAGGGGUUGACGCCCGGCGCGACUGCAGUCGCUUCCUUGUCGAAGCCUGCAGGCGGUGCGCCGCCGCCAGGCUCCCUCGAGGACCAGCCCCUGGUUGCGGACGUUGAGGCGUGGAGCUGGUACGCCGAGCGGGUGCCGCGCUUCCGGCUGCUGGACUCCCUCGAAGGCCAUUUGCAGUCGAAGCACCCCGGCUGCUGCUGCGGGGAUGAUGAGGCCGAAGCUGCGCGCGACGAUGACACUGGCGUAGACGACUACGACACCCUCUCCGAUGCGGACUGGCGGCGCCUUUACCAUGUUGCUAGGCACCAGAAGCUGUUGGCGCGAGCCGAGUUGCUGGCAGUGCAGCGGGCAUACCGCAUCAUGUUCCCCACGCAGCACAGCACUUCCGCGGAGGCGCUUAGCUCUGCUAAGCGCAACGGAAUCGACUUCCUGAAUGGCAUCGACGGUGAUGCCGGCAAGGAGGGUGCCAGGAAUGCGACGAUCCCCGACGAGGCAAGCGACACGGGAGAUGCAUCCGCUGGGGAUUCGCCUGCAUCGGUCUCUGCCAGCGAUGCCACGGCUGCUGAGGACACCGAUGUCCCUCAGGUGCACGUGCGAUCGGCUGUGAACACGGUGCUGAUCGGCACGGUGCGGGAUGUGCAGGAGGGUUUCCUUGGCGCGACCCGCAUUAUGCAGUAUGUUUUGGCAGUACGAGACACAACUGCGGAGUCGCAGGGCUCCGUCUCUGCAGACGAGAUGGGGAGCAAUGUGGUUGCCAACCAGGAAGAGGACGGAGGCGCCGAUGUGGACGAGGACCUGAUUGUCGUGCGCUGUGUCGGCGACCUCGUCCCUGUUGCGUUGCUGAAGCAGCAGGUUCGUUUGGGCUCUACCAUGUUCGUUGCCGGGUCGCUGCGCAUGAAUCGCAAUGUCGACACCGUGUCGCGACGGUCGCACGCGUACCCGUAUGUGAAGGUGGUUCCGCCCCUUGGCUGCGUGCGUGUCUUGGGGGCUUAG
Messenger RNA from Leishmania braziliensis MHOM/BR/75/M2904, 3003 nucleotides. RefSeq names its product putative RNA-editing complex protein MP81. The coding region runs from base 1 to 3003 and encodes 1000 amino acids. The record is from RefSeq and is a predicted model, not a curated record. The transcript has a single exon. NCBI's taxonomy places the organism in Eukaryota, Euglenozoa, Kinetoplastea, Trypanosomatida, Trypanosomatidae.